Messenger RNA from Nannospalax galili (Upper Galilee mountains blind mole rat), 6262 nucleotides. It is a transcript of the gene Specc1, whose product is annotated as sperm antigen with calponin homology and coiled-coil domains 1. Gene Ontology annotation, cellular component: cytoskeleton; microtubule organizing center; filamentous actin. Lineage: Eukaryota; Metazoa; Chordata; Mammalia; Rodentia; Spalacidae. Gene Ontology annotation, biological process: actin cytoskeleton organization. Gene Ontology annotation, molecular function: protein binding. Bases 81 to 3257 code for a protein of 1058 amino acids. The transcript has 15 exons. The record is from RefSeq and is a predicted model, not a curated record.
UGAGCGCAGAAAGCCGUGGCUUGCCGCGACGCUGGAGUCCAGCGCGAGCGAACCCCGGCGGAGAGAAAGCCAAGGACAUCAUGCGGAGUGCUACCAAGCCCUGGAGUCCAGUUGCCAAGGCAGGCAGCCAUGGCCCCGACCGCACUCGGCCCCUCCCUGGGGCCUCUUCUGGCAUGAAGAGCUCCAAAUCUUCAACAUCAUUGGCCUUUGAGUCCCGACUUAGCAAGCUCAAGAGGGCCAGCAGUGAGGACAUGCUCAACAAACCUGGAAGUGCCACCUCAGCAGGGGUGGUGCGACUGAAGAAGACUGCCACCUCUGGAGCCAUCUCUGAGCUCACUGAGAGCCGCCCUAGGAGCAGCACAGGGGCUGUUCCAACAACCAAACGGACAGGCAUUCCAGCUCCACGGGAACUCUCAGUAACUAUCUCAAGAGAGAGGUCUGUGCCGCGUGGUCCCUCCAGCUCCAAGAAGUUGGGGUCUAGUCCAACUUCCUCCUGCACCCCCACUCCUACCAAGCACCUGAAGAUUACUUCAAAAGCCAAGCAAGAGCAUGAAGGUGGAGAGAAGGCUGUGCUUGAGUCUCAGGUUCGGGAACUUCUGGCAGAAGCUAAAACCAAAGACAGUGAGAUCAACAGGCUUCGAAGUGAACUAAAAAAAUGUAAAGAGAGGUGGGCCCUGAGCACUGAAGGCACCAACACUUCAGACCCAAGUGCAGAUGGGACGCCAGCCCCUUUAGGUGACCCAGAACCUUUGAUAAGAGCCCUUGAGGAAAAGAACAAGACCUUUCAAAAAGAGCUUGCUGACCUAGAGGAAGAAAACCAGGCCUUGAAGGAGAAACUGACUUACCUUGAGCAGUCACCAAAUUCAGAAGGGGCAGCAAGUCACACGGGUGGCAGCAGCUGCCCAGCAUCCAUAACCCAAGAGUCAAGCUUUGGAAGCCCAGCUGGAAAUGAGCUGUCCAGUGAAACUGAUGAGUACAGAAGAAGCACACAUGGAAGUGCGUUACGGACAUCAGGGUCUUCAAGCAGUGAUGUUACUAAAGCCUCUCUGUCACCGGAUGCUUCUGACUUUGAGCACAUCAUAGCAGAUACCCCAUCUCGGCCCUUGUCAGCCACUAGCAACCCCUUUAGGAGCUCUAAGUGCUCCCCCACUGGGAGCUCCCCCAACAACGCCAGUGAGCUGUCCUUGGCCUCCCUUACUGAGAAGAUACAAAAGAUGGAGGAGAAUCAGCACAGCACUGCAGAAGAGCUACAGGCCACUCUGCAGGAAUUAUCAGACCAGCAGCAAAUGGUGCAGGAAUUGACAGCUGAGAAUGAAAAGCUGGUGGAUGAAAAGACAAUUUUAGAGACAUCCUUCCACCAGCAUCGAGAGAGGGCAGAACAGCUCAGUCAAGAAAACGAGAAAUUGAUCAACCUUUUACAAGAGCGAGUGAAGAACGAGGAGCCCAGUGCCCAAGGAGGAAAAGUCCUCGAGCUAGAGCAAAAGUGCACAGAUAUCCUUGAGAAGAGCCACUUUGAACGAGAGAAGUUGCUCAACAUUCAGCAGCAGCUGACCUGUAGCCUACGGAAGGUGGAGGAAGAAAACCAAGAGGCGGUGGACAUGAUUAAGCACCUGAAGGAAGAAAAUGAAAAGCUGAAUGGGUUCCUAGAACUCGAACGGUAUAAUAAUAGUGUGAUGGCCAAAACUUUGGAAGAAUGUAGAGUUACCUUGGAAGGAUUGAAAAUGGAGAAUGGGUCCUUGAAGGCUCAUUUGGAGGCUGAUAAGCAAAAGGCCACGGAGGCCAGCAGUACCUCAGGGCAGAUGGCAGAGGCCUGCGAGGUUCAGGAGAUGCUGAAAGUGGCUCGAGCUGAAAAAGAUCAACUGGAACUGUCUUGCACUGAGCUCAGACAAGAGUUGCUAAAAGCAAAUGGUGAAGUUCAGCAUGUUUCAAGCCUGCUAGCCAAGAUGGAAAAGGAUUAUUCUUACCUGAAGGAGAUCUGUGAUCAUCAAGCAGAACAGCUGAGCCGAACCAGCCUAAAACUGCAAGAGAAAUCUUCAGAGAGUGAUGCAGAGAUCAAAGACAUGAAAGAAACCAUAUUUGAAUUGGAAGAUCAGGUGGAACAGCACCGCGCUGUCAAAUUACACAAUAAUCAACUCAUUAGUGAGCUGGAAAGCAACAUGAUCAAGCUGGAGGAGCAGAAGUCAGACCUGGAACGGCAGUUAAAGACCCUGACAAAGCAGAUAAAGGAGGAAACUGAGGAAUGGAGGCGGUUCCAGGCAGACUUACAGACCGCAGUGGUGGUGGCCAAUGAUAUCAAGUGUGAGGCCCAACAGGAACUUCGCACUGUGAAGAGGAGGCUACUGGAGGAAGAGGAAAAAAAUGCCAGGCUGCAGAAGGAGCUGGGGGACAUACAGGGUCACAGCAGACCUAUGAAUGAAGAGUCGGAGCCCUCAGAAGUCGAUGCUGCUGGCCGGUGGCGUGGCAUCUAUGUCAACCGAACAUCUUCAGCGCCUUCUGACUCUGCAACCACUGUAAAGUCACUGAUCAAGUCAUUUGAUCUGGGACACCCAGGUGGAUCUGGACAGAAUAUUUCUGUUCAUAAGACUCCCAGAAGUCCCCUAAGUGGAAUCCCAGUGAGGACUGCGCCAGCAGCUGCCGUUUCUCCGAUACAGAGACAUGGGACUUACAGCAGCAUGCGGCCAACCAGCAAAAGGAUGGCUCAGCACCUGGAUCUUCCAGACCUUCCCCUCUCAGAUCUUCUGAAGGGACGAGCUGAGGACAUGAAACCGGACCCUUACCUCCGAAAGAGCCCCUCACUGGAGUCCCUGAGCAGACCCUCCUCCCUGGGCUUUGGGGGCACCAGACUUCUGAGUGCAUCCACCGGGGGUCUGAAACCAAGCAAACUCAGUGUCGAAAGAAGAGACCCUUUGGCGGCCUUGGCCCGGGAAUAUGGUGGCUCCAAGCGUAAUGCACUACUGAAGUGGUGUCAGAAGAAGACAGAAGGUUAUGCGAACAUUGAUAUCACCAAUUUCAGCAGUAGCUGGAGUGAUGGCCUGGCCUUCUGUGCUCUGCUCCACACCUACCUGCCUGCCCACAUCCCAUACCAGGAGCUGAACAGUCAGGAGAAAAAAAGGAAUCUCUUAUUGGCAUUUGAAGCAGCUGAAAGUGUAGGCAUCAAACCCAGCCUGGAGCUCAGUGAGAUGCUGUACACGGACCGGCCCGACUGGCAGAGUGUGAUGCAGUAUGUGGCCCAGAUCUACAAAUACUUUGAGACGUAAACCCCAGGGCCCAGCAGCAGCAGCUGCCUCCUCAGGCUGCAGUUUGUUCUGGAAGUGCCUGUUCACCGUCCACCACACCUGCUGUGCCCAACACCUAGCCACCUCAAACCACAUGGACCAGAACUCCAGUGAGAAGCAGAGCUGGCUUCAUCACAUCCCCACCUCAGAUACAAAGGUGUCUGGAGCUUAAGCUUGGGAAUCCUUGCUCCCCAUGGGAAGUUUCUAAAGAGGACGGUCUCCUUUCUUGCACACUGGGAUCCCAAGCCAGGCUCCCUUCUGUGAGAAUCCAGUGUGUUGCUAGUCCCAUUUAGUGCCAACAUAUGAUCUACAUGGAGAGCCCUGUCACAUAGCACUUCCAGAUCACUUUGUCUUUUUCUUUUCAUUUUUCUCCUUCCUUUACUCAAAAUGCUCUAGCUUUGGCUUUUAUCAAAACUUUGUCCUUACCAACUACCCUCUCCCCAAAUAAAACAACACCCUACAAAACAAAACCAAAAGCAACUUUUGCUUCCCAGCAACCUGGAAACACACUGACCCUACCAUCUGGGAAAAUAUUCUGUUCAAUUCUAGGUAAUGUAGGCCUUAAUUACACUGUAUACAUCUCAUUGCACCUAUUUGAUUCCUUGACUGUGCAAAGGAGCUCCUGGGUACCUUGCUGAGGGACCCUGCGAGGCAUCCAACAGCUGGCAUGUGCACUGACCACAUGGCCUGAGUGCCCCGGCUUCUGUCCUGACUUUUAUUAUACUCCCAUGCACGUGGUGCACACGUGUGCACUCACACACACACACACACACUCCCAACACUUAACAGAAGUCACAUAUAUAAAGUGACCUGUGUCUACUCCUUGUACAUUUACACAGUUCCAUAGGCUGGGGGGGGUGUCCCUUGGAAUUUCGGACAGACAGAGAUAUAAACUGCAUUUCAGCUCCAAACAGACUUGAUCUUGGUACUGAUUAGGACUUUUUCAUUUGCCUAUCAAUAAGAAGCUGUGAGAAGCUGCUGCUGCUGGCUCCGUUUGCAGUAGAGCAGAGAAAUGCACUUUCCCUGAUAUCCCACUGGUUCUGUAGAGGAGUGGCACUGCUCCUCCCUAAGUGCUCAGUCUAGGUGGCUCCACUGGCUCUGGUUAUUUUUCUUGAACAAAUAAACGUGUACCUCAUAGCAAAUGAGGGUGUUCUUCACCUAGGCAGUGGGGUAUACGUCAACAUUCCAUCACUUGCUGUUUUAAGUGCCAAAUUGUCCUGUGCUGGUCCUCUGACAGAAAGACCAUCCUCAUUGUAAGUCCUGAAAGUGGUAACUGCCAUAGUUGUUGAACAUAAAUCUCUGACUGCUUAUUGGAGCACUCUGCAGGUCCAGUCCCUGCCCUAGGAGAAGCCUGGGCUCUGUCUCUCCCUCUGGGUGAUCCCUGUGCAUUGGUGACAUCGGGUACAGCAGCCCUGUUCUCAAGCUAGCAUAACCUUGUAGAGCCACAGUCUCUACCUCCCAGCUCCAUCUGUAAUUCUUGGCUGUGGCUCCAUGCAGGUCCCCUAGGGAUCCUCUAGAAACUGCACCUGACCUGUGUGGAUCAGGUGAGUUCAGAAUAGCUGGAAUGGGAACAAAAAUGGAGUCUGUAUGUAUUUCCAGUUUCUGAGACUGAUGGACAGCCAUGCAGAGGGGCAAGAACCCCACCCAGUGCAUCCUGAGCAGCCGUUUGGAGACCAGCUGUAGAACUAACUAGCCCCUUCAUUUCCAAAUGGAAGUUUGAAGCUCAUUUGGAACACAGGCUGGUCUUGUGUUGCUUCCUGCACCUGUCGUUUGUUGACAUACCUGCUGGUGUGUCCUCACUGUCUCCAAGUUGCUGCUUUGUCCAGCUAGCACAGCAGGAAAAAGUCCCACACAGCUGGAUGGAGCUACAGGGCUACUGUUUCUUCAGGGCUUAUCAGGGCCUCCUGUGAACAGACCUCAGUUAAGGCCUUGGGAUUCCAGGCAGUUUAGCCUAAUGCCAUUUUCAGUGGUGCUGUGUAAGGAUCUGCUGUGGCUCUGAAAGCAGUCCCCAUGUGAGCCUCCAGAGGCCCUGCAGUUCCUCUCCUCCACUUUGGGGCCCAGCCUUGCUCUUGUGGGAACCCAUGUGGCUAAAGACUGACCAAACACGAUUGUUCUUGUGGGUAUCCUCCUUUAGAUUUUGCCAAAGUUCUUUUUGUCAGGAGCAUAGAAGACGAUGGUGUUCUGAGGAACAACCUCUCCCUAGCCCUUCCCCCUUCAAAACCCAUUCUGAUCCUGUGUUUUCACUAUUCAGUUGCUUUGCAGCUUUUUUAGACCAUCCAAAACACAAGCCAUGGCCAGAACACAGAAACACGUGAACUGACAAGCACAGUUGCCACCACCUGUGAUCCCAGUAUUCUGGAGGCUGCAGCAGGAUGGUCACUUGAACCUGGGAAUUUGGGACCAGUCUGGGCAGCAGAUGAGAACGCCCCUCUCCCCCAGAGACAGAGAUAGAGAGAUCCCAAAGCAAUUAGCCAUCUAACAAUAAUAUCUUCCAUGUUCUCUUCCUGCCAUCCACAAGCACCAGCCGCAUUGCAGUCUCUGACUUCCCUCUUCCUCGCAGCAUGUCACAACCUAUGGAGAUGGAAAACACAGGCCCUUAGGGACAAACCCACCUGCCAAACCUAACAAUUCUUAACUAUUUCAGUUUGAGUACCAUUUUGAGAUGCCCUACCACUAACAUGAGUAAAAUAAACUUGCAGCCUUUUUAAGAGAAGUAUUUUUAAUAUCUGUGUCUGCCACAGUUCCCUGGAUGUUUAUGUUCUCUGACUAUGGUUGGAAUUUUGCAGAAUCUAGACCAUCUUGAGUAGCGCACUGAUUUUAACUACAUUAGUUGAAUGCACUUGAUACAUCUGUGGCUUUGUGUCUAUCAAGAGCACAGGGUUGGCACCAAGCACUAUCAGGACAUGACAUGCUGACAUGUGUGUAACUCCUAACAUAGAAGUGUAAGGUGUGCCACUGUGUAAUAUUUCUAAUAAAUAUAUUUUGUU